Messenger RNA from Pichia membranifaciens NRRL Y-2026, 885 nucleotides. RefSeq lists its product as hypothetical. Lineage: Eukaryota; Fungi; Ascomycota; Pichiomycetes; Pichiales; Pichiaceae. The coding region runs from base 179 to 790 and encodes 203 amino acids. The transcript is spliced from 2 exons. The record is from RefSeq and is a predicted model, not a curated record.
AGCACCGCAGCGUAUUUAAAGGUAACGCUCUUUCCUGCUCUGGUGGGUUCGUAGGGCGGUGGUGCCCCGCCAUGGCGUUUCUUCCGUGGCCCCCUCACUGCUGUUUUGUUCUCCCUCUCCAUCCGACGUCUUUCUGCUAGAACCGAACUCCGUCUACCCACACACACACACACUCACGAUGCAAUUAUCCCACUCCGUCCUUAUUUCCGUUGCUGCCCUCGUCGCUUCCACGCAGGCCGAAGACCUCUUGGUCGCCUUGAACUCGGACAUCCAGUCCAACCCUAACCAGUACUUGAGCUUUGUCCAGGAACACACCACCGCCAAUGUCGGCCCGCUAUUGAGCUUGUACCAACAGGCCCAGACCUACACUGACGACUCCUACACCACCUUGGUCGACUCGUCCGAGCUCGCCUCCAUCUCCUCCUUUGCCACCGAGUUGCCAUGGUACUCCAGCAGAAUCGCUCCAGAGCUCGGCGCUGACGCCACCACGACAGAUGCUUCCGGCUCCGCCAGAUCCUCCGCUGCCCCAAGAUCCUCCGAAGCAAGAUCCUCCGAAGCAAGAUCCUCCCACGCUGCUUCCUCCCACGCUGCUUCCUCCCACGAUGCUUCCUCCCACGCUGCUUCCUCCCACGCUGCUGCGUCUUCCGACAGCGCCUCCGCUUCCGCCUCCCAGUCUGCUCCUGUCUCUAGCAUUGCAUCUUCUUCCUCCACUGCCGGAGCUGUUGCAAACGCUUACGCUGCUCCAGGUGCUGGCUUGGCCUUUGCUUUGGGUGUUAUGGCUUUGCUAUAGGCAACAUUUGGACUUGAAAGAAACUCCUCAAGUUUCUGCGUCCACAUCUACGUCUGUUUUAUUAUUUUAUCUGUGUUUAACUACAAUGAUAUCUU